Dendroctonus ponderosae (mountain pine beetle) is the source of this 784-nucleotide messenger RNA. RefSeq lists its product as uncharacterized. The record is from RefSeq and is a predicted model, not a curated record. Lineage: Eukaryota; Metazoa; Arthropoda; Insecta; Coleoptera; Curculionidae. The transcript is spliced from 3 exons. The coding region runs from base 111 to 704 and encodes 197 amino acids.
CUCAUUUUGCAGGAAUAAUUUCGUUUCCACAUUCAUUGGGAGGUCGGGGUGCUGCUCUGGUCACUCUUGGACUAGGCUUUUUAAUCUACCAAUUUUACUCUGCCAAUUUGAUGUCCUUUUUGCUUAAUGUACCUAUGACCGUUAUUAGCACAGUGAACGAACUAUUGGAAGCUAGAUUUGAAAUUGGAUGUGAAGACAUUUUGUAUAACAGGGAUUUCUUGAAGUACGAAAAUAGCUCCAUAAUUCGAGAAGUACUAAAUAGACUUCAAUUAAAAAAUGGAUCAGGGUUUUUGAAACCUGAAAAGGGUUUAGCCUGGGUCAAGAAAGGGCAGUAUGCAUUCCAUGUUGAGCUUUCUACGGCUUACUCUAUAAUUAAAGAUCAGUUUGACGAAAAAACAAUUUGUGAGCUAAAAGAAAUUCCAAUGUUUCCAGUUAAGCAAAUGCAUGCCAAUUAUCAGAAGUUGUCACCGUUUAAAGAUCUCAUUGAUGUGUGCCUACAUCGGUUAAGUGAAAAUGGAAUGAUGAGCCGCGAAUCCGUAUUCUGGCAUCCCAAGAAACCUGGAUGUUUUAGAUCUGCUGCGGUGAUACAAAUUAACACCGGAUUGGCCGAUUUUUACCCGGCCUUAUGUAUGCUGUCACUGGGAAUGCUGUCAAGCUUACUCAUUUUGACUUUUGAAAUGUGUCUUUUCAAUGUAUCGCCCUAGAGCUGGAACGCCUUUUUUUAAAAUAGUGUUGCCGAUCGUACACAUUGUAAUCGAGUACCAAUAUAUUUCAUAUAGUGUAA